Paramacrobiotus metropolitanus is the source of this 1656-nucleotide messenger RNA. RefSeq names its product carbonic anhydrase 2-like. NCBI's taxonomy places the organism in Eukaryota, Metazoa, Tardigrada, Eutardigrada, Parachela, Macrobiotidae. Gene Ontology annotation, molecular function: zinc ion binding; carbonate dehydratase activity. The coding region runs from base 149 to 1519 and encodes 456 amino acids. The transcript has 6 exons. Gene Ontology annotation, cellular component: plasma membrane. The record is from RefSeq and is a predicted model, not a curated record.
UUUUCCCUGGAGCGGACGGGUAUUUUCUUAUCGGCGCUCAUCUGUUGUUGUUAGUAGUAUUCGAUUCAGUUAGCAUUUCCGGUGUCGACAGCGUGUGUCACCCAAAUUACUGCUACAUUUAAUUAAAUAUUCCGGUACCGUCGUACAAAUGGAUUCUCUGCAUAUUGUUUCCGUAUUUGCGGUUAUCCUAGCGGUUUCCCGUCUGGCAUUCGGUGAAACACUCUCCAAUAAUGGAACGGUCACUGUUCCCCUCAGCGCCAGCAAUGAUACCAUUGUGGUUACACUGGCCCACACCGCCGUUCCACUCAACACCAGUAAUGCCAAUUCCAACAUCACUCUAGAUCAUCAGAAUGUGGCGGUAGUUGAGGAUAAACCUAAAGGUCACGGGCCACCACACUGGGGAUAUGUGCGACUGAAGAGUGCACUGCGUUCCAGCAAAGAAAGCGAUGAUGAUCUGGAUCCGGAAAACUGGCAGAAAGCGUUUCCACAGUGCAACUCAUCCCGCUUUGACAGCCGUCAAUCACCCAUUAACAUCAACACGAAAACGGUUCAGCGUGACGCAUCGCUCGGUCCCAUCGAAACUGUCCGCUACUCGUUAGAGCCCCGUAAAAGCACCUGGGAUGCUAUUAAUAACGGGCAUGUCGUCCAGUUUAGCGGCAACUACGUGACCCCACCGGAAAUUCACGGCGGCGGACUGCCCGAUGAUUAUGUGUUCCUCCAGUUCCACUUUCACUGGGGCGGCACCAACGCUCGGGGAUCCGAACACGCCAUUGAUGAGCGCCGUUUCCCGUUAGAACUCCAUAUUGUGCAUCGGCGCAGCGUCGAAUUCGAUGAUGAAGCACUUUCCGACAAAGUCGGCCUGGCGGUGCUCGGUGUGCUGUUUGAGCUGGUGGAUGAACCGCAGAAUGUGACCAGCAAUAAGCAUUUGGAGCAACUGAGCGUCCUGCUAGAUGCCGUUGAUGACCUUGACGACCCAGGAGAGAAGCGCAAAAUCAUCCUCCGCGGAUUUGAACUAGGCGAAGUUCUGCCGGAAAAUCGCACUUUCUACCGGUACAUGGGCUCGCUGACCACCCCGCCGUGUGCCGAAGCCGCCGUUUGGAGUGUCUUCUCCACACCGAUGCCCAUCACCGAACGAUACCUGCAGAAAUUCCGCAAGCUGCGCAUACGACCAGCGGCACGGCGAAUGGAAGUGGAUGAUUUGGACGAUAACUUAAUGGAUAACUACCGACCGUUGCAGCCGUUGUCGGGAAGAAAUAUUACUAUGUUCCUGGAUAAGCCUAUAUCAUCCAACGUUAUCCGGUCCAUUCCGGAUGUGGUUAUAACGAGUGUCAAUGCAACAAAGGCCCCCAACACCGGCAAAACGGAUGCGAAGAUAACACUGAAUGUAUCGGUAAAAAACGAGCCGCAACCGAUACAUAAAGAUAAAGCUUCGGGAGCUGUACAUUUUCCUGCUUCGUGGAUUUUCGUUGUAGUGUCUUUGUUUUGCCUCUGUAUUAAUGCGGAACAGUCAUUAGGUUGAGAGCUGAGAGAAACUUGUUAGUUGAACUGAUGUAAACGGUAUGGCGACUGAGUGAAUCGUAUUAUCGUGAUACUGUACACAAAUUUUGUUUCUGGGGCCGGGUUACAUUACUUACUUAAAUAAAAAUAUUGGACUGG